Messenger RNA from Zonotrichia albicollis (white-throated sparrow), 2382 nucleotides. The record is from RefSeq and is a predicted model, not a curated record. NCBI's taxonomy places the organism in Eukaryota, Metazoa, Chordata, Aves, Passeriformes, Passerellidae.
CGGGAUCGGGAUCGGGGUCGGGACCAAGAUCGGGAUCGGGAUCGGCACCAGGAUCAGGAUCGGAACCGAGUGCGCUUCAGGGGUGGAGGCCGCCUGGGGCCGGCAUCCCCCAGUAACCGACUCCUGAGACACCCCGUCCCGCCCCCGGGAUGCCCAGGGCCGCUGAUCCCACGGAGCCCCCGGAUCCUCCCGCACCGGCCCCUCGCCGCCCGCCCCUCGCACGGGGGUGUCCCCACCGGGGAUCACCGCCUCGACCUCUGACUGCUCCCCGGUCUCUGGGUCCUCCUGCUGUCCCACACCCGCACCAAGGGGACCCUGCACUCCCUGUCGGCCCCUCCGCUACAGCUGUCCCCAUCUCCUCCCCUCUCUCCUCCUCUUGCUCUGUCCCUGCCAGAUUCCCCUCUCCCUCCUCCUCCCUCUGACAGGGACAGGCCUGGAAGGGCAGAGGUUUCCCAUAGAGGUUUCUCACUAGGAACCCUCCCCUCCCCUCCAGGGUGGCCCCAGGGCUCUCCACACCCCUCUGGGGACAGCAGAGCUGCAGCUUGUGCUGCUCUACCUCAGCUGCUACUUAAAAACUGUUGGGAGCUUUCCCCCCACCCUUCAAAGCCAGGAAUCCAUCACCCCCUUCCAUGGGUGUUUGACAGCUGCUCUGGGACAGAGACCAGCUAUAAUCCACAACCCCAUGUCCUGACCCCUGCCCAGACUCAGAGAGAACUCCAUGGUAAUCUUGGACUCUCAUGUUUUCCCAAAUUACAUAAUUUCUCUAAUCCUGUAACUGUGUUUUCCUUUUAGAGAGAAAAUCCAAGAAAGGAGAUUAUGUGACAACAGCAGCACAGGGACCUCCAUUUUCUUCCAGAGUCUCACCUUGUGUAAGAGCUGCCGUGUCCUUGCUAGACCUGAAACCACCCAGGCCAGUGGUGUUUCAGUGAAUCCAUAGCAAGAGAGGAUCCAGCUGCAUUCCAAGCAUCCUCACGAAGCAAAGAACCUUGGUGAAGGCAAUGGCAACUCCAAGGAAGGCAGGGAUCCCCUUAGGUGUCAUGAAGGUGUUAGAUCCACGCCAGCUAAAGCCUGACAGCACGGAGGCAGAAAGAAUCAUGACUGUCUUGGAUGAGACCAUUGUCAAGCUGGAGAUCACCAGGCUGAUCCCACGGAUUACUGGCUCCCUGGACAGGUAUGCUGGGAUGCUGGGACCUGAGAUCACAAGCAGCCUUUUGGAGCUUCAGAAGCUUUCAAUGGAAAUACAGCAGCUGCACACCAGCGCUGGAGAUGCAAAGACCUUGAGAGCUGCAGAGAAACGCCUGAAAAGUUCCCUGAGAAACAUCCUGAGGCUCUUCCUGGUCAACCCCUUGCUUUACCAUGGGCUGAAAUUCGAAGUUCGGGUGAGAGAGUCAGCAGCUGAUGCGUUCAUCAAAGCCUUCAUGGAGUUCCGGGACUCCAUGCUCGAGAGGCUCCUGACCACUCCUGAUGAGGAGAGGGAAAUGAUUCAAUUCAUGAAAGACAUUUCCCUCCAGGUUGAGAAAAACACAGAAGUGAUCUCAGCUCUACAGGCACAGCUCGAAGGACUCAUCCAGGCUCGAGAUGAAGAGGUUAGCAAGAAGGACAAAGAAAUCGAAAACCUCAAAACCGCCAUGGAAGAUCUGGCCAAGAACUGCAGGACUGAAAUCCGGCUGCUCAUGAAGGAAGGGGGAAAGCAGAAAAAGGGGGAUGAGGAAGCCUCCCAGGAGAGGUGUGCCAGGCUGAAGGAGGACAUUCAGCACCUGGGAACACAGUUCAGUGCACUGGUGCUGGAGCAUCGAGCCUCAGAGCUGGUUCUCAGGAAGACUACAUAUGAUGAGCUCCAGAUUGCCUACGACGAGGAGAAGAAGCAGUUGGCCGUGCUGAUGGAGAAACACGCCCUGCUGAUCCAGGAGUACACCCUGAUCGAGGAGGAGCGCAGGAUUCUCCAGGAGAAGGCAGAGGAGGCUGAACGGGAGGAGGCCAGGAGGAACCAAGCUGCCACCUGCAUCCAGGCCUACUGGAAAGGCUACUUUGUGCGGUGCAAGUACAAGUCACUACGGAAGAAGGGAAAGGGCAAGGGCAAAGGCAAAGGCAAGAAAUAAAGCCCCAAAUAAUUUUCUCUCCCUGCAAAGCUGCGGUGUCAGAGCUCUUCCAGAUGAAAGCAUUGAGAAUUGUUAAGGUUGGAGAAGACUUUUAAGAUCAUCCAGUCAAGCUAGUACCACCAUGUUCACCAGUAACCCUUGUUCUCAAGUGUCACAUCCAUAUGUUUUAUGAACACUUACAGGGAUAGUGACUGUACCAUUUCCCCUGGCAGUCUAUCCCAGGGCCUCAGGACCCUUUCCACAAAAAAAAGUUCUGUUAAUAUUUAAUAUAAACAUCCCCUGG